AUGCCCCGGCGAACACAUGCAAAACGACCCGUCAUAUCAGCACCAAUUGGUCCCGUCAGGCAUUUGGAGGGAAUAACUUUCGAAGGAAAUGACGCUCUUAGGAUGGUGUAUCGGUCAAAUUUCUCGACGGCCAACACCAACCAAAGCAUUACAACAAGCAGUCCGAUUGUUUCUUCCGACUCACUUGCCUCUCGAAAGUCGCGUCGGGUCUCCAGAAGCUUCCCAAAUACGCAGCCCCCGUCGGCAAGCCCGACUGUUGUGGAGUCUGACAUCAGUGCUCUAAGUCGGAUUGAAACAAAUAGUUCUUCCAAGGCGUCUGUUGGCAAGAGACCGGCCCUGUUAUCGCUGUCGACAAGGUCUUCUUCGUCGAGGCAUUUACCCAAGUACACCCUGGUUGCGCGGCCAGAGUCGGCUGGAAAUGCCGCCGACGUACCGCCUUUGAAAGGGCCAAACCACGAUGGGGAUCCCUCCAUUCCGAGAUCGAUGAGCAAAUGGAACACAAAGACGCUGGCGGUGCUUCAAGAGCUCAAAAAGCCCUUCCUGAGAAGGAGCCUGGCCGCUGUCCGGGGUCUCAGCCCUGAUCUUCCGCGCCCGACCCAAGUCGUGUCCAAAUGUAGAGGAUCUGAACCGAGUGUUUCGGGCUUUCGGUCCUCUGCAUCGACCCUGGCAACCUUCGUUGGCAUCAGUUCUCGACCAAAUUCUCCUCCCAAUGUCUCCCCUGGCAAAAAGCCCAGCCCGAGACAGUGCGAGGCCUACUGGACCGGUCGGUUCACGGCGCUGAGUGAUCGGUUCUUAAACGAGAGGCUUAACAAUGGCGCUUUCAGUUCAUCUUCAUCACCAACCCACAAUACCAGAGACCAGGUGCAGACGCGAUUGCCUCUCCCAUCUCGCCCAUCUCUGGCUUCUCAUGACCGCCUGACGUAUCUCGCCCCGUCAAACACAACAUCCGCUCUACCAACAGCUGUGCACGACCCUAGACCACGUCCCCCUGAUGACCAGGAAAUCUUGCGGCAAAUAUGUGAGCAACUUGAGUUGGAGUGCCGCACACCAGCUGAGCGAAACUCGUUCUGCGAGUGGAAAGACACGUAUUAUGCUCUCAAGUACGUUCAAACAGAACCCCGCGCCGCCGAAUGGACGUACGACAAAGGCCAGAAAAACGGGCUUCUUGCUGGUGUGGGCAAUCGCUUUAAGAGGGGCGAAGUACGACGAGAGUCAAGUGUUAGGAAAUUGGCGAACUCAAGGUCAGGGGCGAUUGGCAUGACAUUUGGUCGCGGAGUGGCGGUAUACUGA
Messenger RNA from Metarhizium album ARSEF 1941, 1290 nucleotides. RefSeq lists its product as uncharacterized. The transcript has a single exon. Bases 1 to 1290 code for a protein of 429 amino acids. The record is from RefSeq and is a predicted model, not a curated record. NCBI's taxonomy places the organism in Eukaryota, Fungi, Ascomycota, Sordariomycetes, Hypocreales, Clavicipitaceae.